Coniosporium apollinis CBS 100218 is the source of this 3240-nucleotide messenger RNA. RefSeq lists its product as uncharacterized. The coding region runs from base 1 to 3240 and encodes 1079 amino acids. The transcript is spliced from 3 exons. NCBI's taxonomy places the organism in Eukaryota, Fungi, Ascomycota, Dothideomycetes. The record is from RefSeq and is a predicted model, not a curated record.
AUGGCGACCGCAGUGACCGCUCGCCCAGCGCAAGCUUUGCGACAGCGCCGCGAAUCCCAGCGCCCAAAUCUCGCCCGACAAAGCGGAAGAGCUUCAGACACCGGCAGCGCAGCAAGGGAGACGGUGUCGAUGCCGAUACCUUGCCUGAAGGACACCAGCUACAUCCUCCAGAAAUUCAAGGGCAAGCCCCCGUCUCUCGUCAUACACCUCCACUCCACACACUGGCGGUUCGAAAACCAAGAUGGCACAUUCACCUACCAAGGGCCCAUGAAGAUCUUCUUAGAGCACAUCAGGAACCAGACGCUGCCUCAUGACAUGCUGGAAGAGCUGCACGCAUCGAAUGUGCCUUUCUACGACGGUUGCUUGAUUGUCCAAGUUUUCAACCACCGAGUUAACGGCAACACAGCCCAGACUGUAACUUCGAGUUCAGCCAUCGGCAAUAAGGACAAGCCCUUCUCUAUUCACACCCACAGCAAUUUCGUGACGCCUUCUAGCUACGCACCGUACCCAAGUAGCCCAAAGAUGCCCGAAAAGUCAAAGGUCGAGAAUGCUGCGGCGAACGGGGCCGCUGCAGGCGCAGCAAAGGGAACGGACGUGGACAAGGAGAAUAUGCCAGCCCCAGGCCAACCCGCAAGCUCUACCCAAAAGAAGGCUGCGUUGGGCCCCAAGCUCACUACGUUUGUUCUACACCCGACAGAGCAAUCUCGACUUGUCGACCUUACGAUCCUAGCAAAUACACCUGCGCCAGAGCCGCGCUCGAAGCGACAGCCAUCUACUGCCAGUGGCGCACAUCCUCCAACACCUCUUACUUCCGUACCUCCUACACCGGUCAUGCUGAAGGGCGCUCCGCCUCAGAAGAAGCAGAAGAUGAUGAUCGACGAGAGCAAUCGCUACGAAUUCGAGGCUCAAGUCAUCAACUCCACGGCGCCCGCACUAGACCUCCGUCCAAUCCAGAGUCUACUCGGCCAGAAAGCUCUGAUCGACUCCCUGACCGAUGACCUUCAUAAGAACCCGCCUCCAGCGCUCAAGACUCGCAAACGGACAACGGCGGAGCUCGCAGCGGAUGAGGCACGAGAUGCCUACGAAGAGAAAUGGAUGCUCAAUUGGGAUGAGCGCAAGUCAUCGACUAACGGAGCAGCUGCGGGAGGCGCUGGAGCAGUUGAGGGCCAGGGCGGAGUCACGACCUUCCAGGCUGGCUUCGACCGUUUCAAGACAAUUGAGAAUAUCAAGAUUCAGCACGCAGAGCAGGACCGGCUCAAGAAGGAGGAAGAAGCACGUCAGGCGCAAGUCAAGAGGCAACAGCAGGCUGAAGCCGAGGCGGUGAAGAGGAAUGACAUGGACGAGAUGGCCAAGAUGCAGCAGCAGCAGCAUGAACGAGCCAGGAUCGCAAUGCAAAAGAGACAAGAGAUGUUGCAGCAACAGCAGCGGCUUCAGAAUGCGGCAGUUCCGCAGGGAGCACCACAGUCUGCUGUGAUGAUCCCAACACCGCAGCAAGUUCAGUUUCCACAGGUCUCGCAGGCACAACAAGGCUCGCCUAUGCUGCGACAGCAGACGCCAAUGCAAUCAUCGCCCGUCAUGGCCAGCAACAUGAUGGUCGGCGUUCCAAUGCGAGCAACCUCGUCGAGUCAAGGGGGCAGCCCCGCCCGGCCGACUUCCGCGGUCCCUCAGAACCCACACGCGCAAGCCGCUAUGAUGGUUCGCCAGAUAAGCCAACAACAGAGUCAACAGGGUGGCAGCCAUCAUAACACGCCACAAAUGGUUCAAGGAACACCCGCGAUGCCUCAUGCUAUACCCGUCACGCAUCACAUGACGCCGCAGCCUCGAAUGUCCCAAAGCAGCCCGGUCAACGGCAUGCAAGCCACGCCGAUGAUGCAGCAGACGCCUCAGAUGGGCAUGCAGAACCUGACUCCUGAACAGCAGCAGCAUCAAAUGCGCCUGAUGCAACAUCGGCGGAUGCUUGCUCAACAACAAGCCCAGCAAGGAGCCAUGAUGAAUCAGCAGAUGUCUCCAGAGCAGGCCAACCAGGCGGCCAUGAUACAUGCUCAGCAAGAGCAGCAGCGACGGCAGCAAGCCCAACAAGCCGCUCAGCAAGGGGGCCUCUCUCAAGGCACCCCGGAGCAGCAGGGCACCCCGCAGAUGCGACCUGGUAUACCUCAAGACAACAACGCGGCAUACAAACGUCGACUGCAGCAGCAAAUGGCGCAGCAGAUGCAACAGCACUCGCAGGUCUCUUCGCCUCAGCCUGGCCAAGUGCGGCCACAGAACCCCAACAUGAUGGGCCAGCAGAACCCGAACGGCCCGCAGAACCCGCAGCAGAUGCAGCAAAUGGCGCAAAACAUGUCCCAGAUGCAACAGCAGCAGCAGCAGCAACAAGCGCAACAGACGCCCUCCCAGCCACAACCACAAGCCCUCCCCCAGCAGCCCCAACAACCACAACAACAGGGCAACGUCAUGAGCCAGCAACUCAUGCAGCUCCUCGCAAAUGCCAUGCCCAGCACGCCCGGCCAGCAGGCCGUCAUGACACUACGCAACCCGCUCCUGCCCUCCCUCGAGCAGAACCAGCGCCAAGUCGCCAUCAACCAGAUCGGCCAGCGGCAGAUGGGGUACCUGCAGAAGAUGAUGCAGAGCGGCGGCGGCCAGCUGAACCCACAGGUCGCCAACCAGCUACGAAGCCUGGGCAUGCAUCCACAGGUCGCGCAGAUGCUGGCCCAGCAGGGGCUGCUGGAUGUGAGGGCUGUGCAGCAGGCGUCGACGAUGGUCGCGCAGCUCAUGGCGUUGCCGGGGCCGCAGGGCGGGCAGGGCCAGCCGGGUGGACAGGCUCAGGCGCAGGCGCAGGCGCAGGCGCAGCAGGCGCGUAUGGCCCAAGGAGGCGCGGCGAUGCAAGAUAACCCGCAGCAACGCCAGUAUCUCCAGCAGCUGCAGGUGCAGCAGCAGCUGCUGCGGCAAGCGCAGGCGCAGCAGGCGGCGCAACAGCAACAGCAGGCUCAGCAGCAACAACAGCAGCAGCAGCAGCAGCAGCAGCAAGGUCAGCAGGGCCAGCAAAUGAUGCCGGGGCAGAGCAUGCAGGGUAUGCAGAUGGGCGGCGGGAACAUGGGCGGCUUGAGCGCGCAGCAGAUGCAGCAACUCGGACUAAUGGGCAUGCAGGGCUUGAACGGGAAUAUGGGCAUGGGGAAUGUUAAUAUGAAUGGGAUGAACAUGGGCGGGAUGGGGAAUAUGGGCAUGGGAGGGCGUAUGGGGUGA